Messenger RNA from Porites lobata, 3281 nucleotides. NCBI's taxonomy places the organism in Eukaryota, Metazoa, Cnidaria, Anthozoa, Scleractinia, Poritidae. The record is from the annotation of a GenBank genome assembly.
CGAAAAUCUCUCCAAGGACUUGACUACGUGGCCGCAGACGGUGCGCGUGCCUUUGAAGACUUAGAGAAUUUAGUCCGCCGACUUGGAGAGCUCGGUCUCGGGAAAGAGUGGGAGUUGCAGUACGUGGAAUUACUCAAGGGUUCAAAAUUAUACCUUAAAAGUGAUUUUAAGGUAAGGCUUAAUUAAAAAUAAUAAUACCGUAUUUUUUCGAAUAAGCGCCCAACCUCGAAAAAGCGCCCACCUCGAUUAGGUGCCCAGCCUCGAAAAAGUGCCCACCCCCUUUUCCUCCCACGCAAACUAAAAUAAGCGCCCACCACCACCCCACCCCUCCCCCCCCUAACCCCCCCAAAAAAAUUGAAUAAGUACUCAAGAGACUUCCCCGAAGGCGGAGUUUUCUUCAGAGUAUUUUACAGAAACCUUUUGUUACAUCUUCGCGUUUGGUACUACCAUUUAUUGUUUUGUUACAAAAUAAACAUACUACUUUUGCUGAAAAUGGUGAAAAUUUAAUAAGCGCCCAGCCUCGAAUAAGCGCCCACUCUCAAGGUCCAAAAAUUUAAUAAGCGCCCAGGGCGGUUGAUCGAAUAAAUACAGCAAUUGGAAAGAAUUUAAUCAUUCUUUACAAAGACUUUAAGUAUAACUUUAAGUAUACCAUUUAUUGUUUUGUUACAAAAUAAACAUACUACUUUUGCUGAAAAUGGUGAAAAUUUAAUAAGCGCCCAGCCUCGAAUAAGCGCCCAGCCUCGAAUAAGCGCCCACUCUCAAGGUCCAAAAAUUUAAUAAGCGCCCAGGGCGGUUGAUCGAAUAAAUACAGCAAUUGGAAAGAAUUUAAUCAUUCUUUACAAAGACUUUAAGUAUAAAAUUUAAAGAAUGAUUUUAAUUGUCACUAUUUGUCACAAUAAAUGCUGUGUGUUUUAAACAUCUUACAGGUCCACGUGUGUUCUUCAUCUGAGAUUGCGAGUCAUUGCAGUGUGUUUGCCUUAAGUGACUCCACCAGUCCUGAUCUGCAGCAGCAGUGUAGCCACAAACACGAAGAAUGCUGUGAGCAAUGUGAGAUCCUGCACUCAACUCUUCAGAACAUUUCCUCUGCAGUAGAAAGAGCAUCGUUUGCCACGCAAGAUGACAAAGAAGAGGCCCUGUUCUUAGUCAACGCUUCUGUGCUUGCCAUCCAGUCAUGGAAAUGUCAUCUGCUGAGGUCGGCUCACCAGGACCAGGCUCGUUUGGACGCUAUCGACGCUCUUGAUCAGGAGACAGUUUUUAUCGUCAACGACUGGGCGAUGAAGUUUCUUCCUCAUAGAUACCGUGAGUCCCAAACGGACUGGUUUGGCAAGCGUGGGUUAUCAUGGCACAUAUCGGUGGUGUACAGACGGAAGGAGGAGGAACUACAGUGGCAAGCCUUUAUCCACGCAGUUCAGUCCUGCAGCCAGGGGAGUUCAGCUGUGGCAUCCAUAAUGCAUCAUGUCUUGGAAACACUCAAGCACGAGCACCCUGAGAUAAACAAAGCGUACUUCAGACAAGACAACGCAGGCUGUUACCACUCCACUCGCACGAUACUAGCUUGCAGAGAGAUGGCAGCAAGCACUGGAGUAAAAGUAGUCCGCGUAGAUUUUAGCGAUCCCCAAGGCGGAAAAGGGGCAGCAGACCGGCUGGCUGCAAGCUGUAAAAGACAUAUCAGGGCGUUUAUUGAUGAAGGCAAUGAUGUUUGCACUGCCGAUGAGCUUAAAGACGCAUUAUUAUCGCAUGGUGGAUUGAAAGGUGUAAGAGUUGUUUCCCUUGAUACGAUCAUCGAAACACCUGACAGUGGGCAAACUAUUACUGGCAUUACAAAACUGAACAAUUUUGAGUUUAGCUCUACAGAGUCUGUUACCUGUUGGCGUGCGUAUUGUGUUGGUCGCGGAAAAAUCAUCAAUCCAGGAUCUUCAUCAAGUAAGUAUGGGAAUUAAAACUAAAAGUGAGCUACUGAGAAUUAAUGGAUGAGUUGCCGCUAAAUUUAAGUUCUGUAUUAAAAUGCAAAAGUGUAAGACCCUUACUUUAUUGGAGAACCUUACCAUACAAUAAUUAUCUGCAAGUACAUGUAUCAGAUACCUUUGGAGUUCCACGCAAUAUUCUUGGUUCUGAUAAAUGAAGAAAUGAUUGUCGCAGUUGUAAGAGCAAUUUAAAGAAUUACCAUUUUGUUCAAUUUUUUGGGUGGCUUAAACGGGAAAACCCAUAACUUCUACGUACGUUAGCGCGGCAGCGCUCUACUAACCGAGCUAUGAAUACCCAUGUAUUGGGAACAUACGUUUAUUUCUGUCAUGUUUGCUUUAAAAACUUAUAAAUGAUUUGAAAAAGAAUUCAGAAAACAACUCUUUAUUGGUAUUAAUUUAUUUACCCAAGGUCCUCGAUACCAAGUACUUCAGAAAUCAUUCUCCGAAGGAGAUUUUACUUCCUUUCGAUGUAAAUCUGAAAAACAGGUUGGACAGACAGCUUCAACAUCAGCAACUGUGGCCGAGCCAUCUGGUGUCAUUUCGGAAGACAGUGACCUAUCCACAGGGGUUUAUUCCUGUCCUCAAGACGGCUGCGUUCGUGUGUUCCAAAGAGUGUCUGCUUUAGAGAAACAUCUGUCUGUAGAAAAAUGUUCCCGAUCCCCGGAGAAAUAUUCUCUAAUGGAUUUAGCGAAAAUGGGGUACAAGACCCAUUUGGAAGAAGGUGUUGGCAUAUUGCCCUCUCUUAAAGCCCCAGUUGCUCACCAGGAGGGUCACUUUGUACCAAAUGAGGGAUGGGCCCUCAGAGCAGCAAAGAAGGCGUAUAGAUUCAGCGAAAAGCAAAAGUCUUACUUACUGGCGAAAUUCUCUAUCGGUCAAACAACGGGCCGUAAGCUUGACGCCGAGGUUGUGGCGAGGGAAAUGAGACGCGCCCGUGGAGCAGAUGGUGUGCGACUUUUCCAGUCCUCAGAAUUCCUAACCAGUUUGCAGAUUGCGUCCUUCUUCUCAAGGCAAAGCGCUACACUACGGCAAAAGGACCCAGCAGAUGAAGCCGAUAUCCGGGCAUCUCAAGAGGAAGCUAACUUUAGUGCAGCGAAGGAGGUCGUUGAAACUAUUCAGCUCAACCAUCCUCUGGUAUACGAUCAGUACAACCUAUGUGAGAUGGCGCUCAGUGGUAACUUGAAAGUCCUCAAGCUACCGAUGCUUCAGCGCUUGUGCGAGGAUCUCGGCCUUGAUGCACCUGUCCCGCCUGUGCGCAAGAAGGCUCCAUACUUGGCACUCUUAGAGGAAAUAGCCAAAAAGUGCACAUGCCGAAAGUAA